AUGCCCGGUCCACCUCCCAGUGUCGCAAACAUUUCCAAAGCCCAAAAGUGGCAAUCUCUGAAUGCUCUUUAUGAUGUGUCCGGCCCCGAGCAGAUAUUAAGCGAGGAUCUAGUGCGCCUGGGGAAUGCAAAGGAUUCAACCUUCCUAUUGCAUCUGAGGGAGAUAAUUGCCAGGCAUAGGCAGGUAUUGGAUAGGAUCACCGAAUCCUUCCUUUCGUCGUGCCAGAAAUGGAUGCCUAUCUUUUACCCUGAGAUCGUUGACCAACCCGAUGCCAUGGCUCGAGAGUCGAUGGCAUUGCUUCUUAGCAUGUGUAUGGUGAUGCGCCCAUUGGUUAGCGGGAAUAACCAGCCUGAUGCCCUCCGUGAGUACUUGUAUCUUAUCGCUAAGCGGCUAUUCUGGGACCCAGCUACCGCAGAGAAGCCGACAACAGCUCUAAUGAAAGCCGGAUUGCUAAUUUCUGUCUAUGAGUACGGACAUGGGCUAUUGAAUGCUUCUUUCAUUACACUCUCAGUGUGUUCCAGCAUGGCACAAGUCACAAAGCUAGGAGGCAUAGUGCAUGAAUGCCCUAUUUUACCGCCAUUUGGGACACACCCUAUCAAGGAAAAUGACUUAAAGCUUUGGUGGAGUAUUAAAAUACAUGAAAUAAUGAUCAGUCUGAAAAGUGGACUGUCCAUCAGGCCUCUCAUCAUUGACGAGUCUGAAAUCAUGGACAAUCAUCGCCUUAAAGCGGACAUUGAAUACGUCAAGCCACAACUGAUUCUUGACCAACACUACAUUUCUUUCCAUCUACAGGCUAGAGCUGCUAUUUGGCUGGACCUGGUGCUGGGCCUUGUACGGAGUCCCGUGAUAACCACCUCCACCUCCACCGGUCGCCUUCGCUUUCAAGCUGUGGAUCAAGGUCUUUUGCAGUUUCUAAGUGUGUUGUUUGGACUUGGUAUGGGAGUAUGCUGCGAGGCAAUAUCUAUUAGCUUGAAUGCUUUCGUUCACCUCCAUCAAAGUCGGAUCCAGCCAAGCAGUCCAUUCAUAUUCACAGAACAAGAGAGACUCGAAUCUUUCAAAGCCAUCGAAACAAUGCUUCGGGUGAUAUCGGAUUUCUUCGAAGACUUUGCGCUCCAAAACCCCGAUCUCGAUAUCAACGAGAACAGCAAGUCUAACCACGAAACCAAUAGCGGCAUGAUCGCCGACACAUUUCCCUACAUGAUUCACUUGGUAUAUGUGUUGUUACUGAAAAUGCGAGAACACCGGUAUAUUCCCGAAUCACUUUCUCGAAUAGAUAAAGCUGAAAAGGAGUCUCAUUUUCCCUCUGCACCGACUUUUGAAAGGGAGAUAAAAGCUCUUCAUACCAUGUUACAUCACUCUUCUAAGCGAUGGCAAAUUUCACGGGAUUAUAUUUGUCUUCUGGACCGUUCAACAACCUAG
Molecule: messenger RNA, 1419 nt
Organism: Talaromyces atroroseus
Lineage: Eukaryota; Fungi; Ascomycota; Eurotiomycetes; Eurotiales; Trichocomaceae
Exons: 4
Coding region: 1-1419 (472 amino acids)
Source: RefSeq, a predicted model, not a curated record